CCCUCUUCAAUGCUGCUGCGUUCCGUCAUGGACCGCACAAAUGAAGACGCCGCAAUUAUCUGCGUGGAUCUAUCGUUUACAUGCCCAUCAAACACCAGGACGCCACGCCCCCUCCUCGGGCGUCUACUAUAUAAGAAGCAGACUCUGGACUCUACUGCUUUGCUCAACGGUUGCUUGACCUCCAUCCCUGAUAUCUCCGCUUCUCCCGUCUUUCGCGCAGCCACAUAUUCACUCCCCUAGACCUCUGACAUCUUACUUCUUCUCACUUGACCUCCUCUACUCCGACGCUCGGACGCGACGAUGGCGCCCACCUACCUACGCCAGCUGCUGGCAGUCCUCACCGAGCAGGUCGACAAGAUCGAAGGCCUUGCAGAGAAGAAGGGUCUCCAGGGGUACCCCUCCCUCGACGACCUCCCCGACGCCAAGCAGGACGAAUUCACCACCGACCCAGAGGUCGUGCAGGCCGCUUAUCUCGCUACCUCCGCCGCCUCGCAACUCGCCGCAACCUUGAAGCCAAGCGGGCUGCAGGCGUACGAGCGCGCUGCUGCGUACUAUCAGUCUACUGCGAUGCGUAUUGUCUCCGAGGCGUGCGUGCCGGAGAUUCUGAGGGAGGCGGGCCCGCAGGGGUUGCACGUAAAGGACAUCGCUGCGUAUACGGGGACGAACGUGAAGGUCCUGAGCCGCGCUCUUCGCUGCCUCUGCACGAACUAUGUCUUCAAGGAGCUUUCCCCGGAUGUAUUCGCCCACAAUCGCCCGUCGGCCGUCGUGGACACGCAGAAGCCCGUCGACCUCGUCGUGAAGCACGCCAUUGAGAAGAAGAAGACGAUUGAUGCCUACCCGCACGGAGUAUCCGCCGUGCAUGGGGAGAGGUACGAGGAUACCAAUGGGAUCCUCGCGGUGCUGGAUCACAACACGGACGAGAUGUACAAGGGCGCGGCGUACAUGGCCGACAAUGUGCUCGCGGACAACUACAAGAAGGCGCCCGUGUCGACGGCCUUCCAGACCGACGAUGAGAUAUGGAAGUGGAUGGAGCGCUACCCGGGCUUCUUGCAGCGCAUCCAGAUGGUCAUGAUGGGAUGGACCAGCUUGUACCCGCACAAGAAGAACAUGCAUGGCUUUGACUGGGCAGCCCUCCCGAAAGACGCAUUGGUCGUCGAUGUGGGCACUGGUGUUGGCACUGAGGCCGAGAGGAUAGCGCGGAAGGGACCUCAACUCAAGGUCAUCGGUCAGGAUCGCGCACAAACCAUUGACGAGGUUGCUAUUCCAAGAUGGAAAGCGGACCCCUCGCUGAAGCCGAUGUACGAGUCUGGUCAAGUUCGCCUGGAAGCGCACAGCUUCUUCGACGACCAGCCCGCGCACGUCGCCCAACACGCCGCCGUCUUCUACCUGCGCUACAUCACACACGACUGGCCGCUCGAGGAAAAUCUGAAGAUCCUCAAGAAGCUGCACGCCGCGGCCGCCCCCGACACGCUUCUCGUCCUCGCGGAGCAGGUCGUGCCGUACGCGUGCCCCGCACCCUCUUCGCUCGUCUUCGAGGGCAUGAACAGCCUGAACCCGCCUGCGCCGCUCCUACCGAACCUGGGCCAGGCGUUCUCGGAGGUGUAUCUGAUGGACUUGACGAUGGCGGUGCUGGCGAAUGGGCAGGAGCGGACGAUUGGGGAGUUGAAGGAGAUGACGGAGGCGGCGGGGUGGCAGAUUGUGCGGAUUCAUCAGACGCCCGGGUGCUGCUUUGGGGAGAUUGUCUGCAAGAAGAUUUAGGGAGAAACGCAGUUGAGGGUUGAUGAUGAUGGACAGCUUCAACAGCUAUGUCUGGUCAUGAAUUCAUUGUACUCUACUACAUAGCCUAGGCAGUUUGACAAUCAAUGCUGAGAAGACUUAAGAGGGAAA
Molecule: messenger RNA, 1887 nt
Organism: Schizophyllum commune H4-8
Lineage: Eukaryota; Fungi; Basidiomycota; Agaricomycetes; Agaricales; Schizophyllaceae
Product: S-adenosyl-L-methionine-dependent methyltransferase
Exons: 9
Coding region: 301-1758 (485 amino acids)
Molecular function (GO): O-methyltransferase activity
Source: RefSeq, a predicted model, not a curated record